AUGAAGAGCCUGCUCUUGACCUACAUGCUUCUGGGGCUGGUGGCUGUCCUGAAGGCCCAAGAACUUCCAUCAGAUUACCAGGAGGAUUACUCUGGGAUCUGGUAUCCAAAGGCCAUGAUACACGAUGGCAGCCUACCCAGUCACAAGAUACCCUCGAAGGUUUUCCCUGUGAAGGUGACAGCCCUGGAAGGAGGAAAUAUGGAGAAUGACGUUACAUUCUGGAAGAACGGUCAGUGCCAUGACGUUAAAAUCCUGAUAAAGAAAACUGAGGAGCCUGGCAAAUUCACCUCCUUUGACGACAAGAGGUCCAUCUAUAUCGAAGCGCUGCCAGUGAAGGGCCACUAUGUCAUCUAUUGUGAAGGCCGUUUCCCUGGGAAGUUGUUUGGUGUGGGAAAGCUAAUCGGGAGAAACCCUGAGGAAAACCCAGAGGCCAUGGAAGAAUUUAAGAAAUUUGUACAACAUAAGGGACUCAAAGAGGAAAACAUCAUUGUACCAAAGCUGGAAGGUGAGAACAGGACUGUCCAUGCCUCUCUUGUGUCCCCUAUAUCACUGCUACCUGUCUGUGGCCCCAAACCAUGUCUGUCUGUGUGCUUCUGCGUCCUCUCUGUGCCUGGUGUUAUUGUCCCUUAUGUGUUGUUUCAUGUCUGUCCAUGUGCCCUUUGUCUCAGUGGUAUCUCCAUCAUUUCCACAGGGUCACAAUGUCACAUUCUGAGCCUCUGUCCCUCGGUGUCCCUAUGUACCUCCAAGUCUCCUGUGCUUCUGUCCACUCUCUCCCUUGCUCUCUCUGGAUCUCUGGUUUCUGUCCUGCAGCUUCAAGGCCCUGUCAGCUCUCCCAGGGUUGCCAGGCCCUGCCUUAGGUCUUGGCUGUGGGAGGGUCUGAGUCGCAGGUGUGAUGGGGUCCUCUACAGGGCCCUUCUCACCCCUGGGCUUCUUUUGGUUUCCACAGAGCACUGUGUGCCUGAAACCGACUAG
Molecule: messenger RNA, 972 nt
Organism: Arvicola amphibius (Eurasian water vole)
Lineage: Eukaryota; Metazoa; Chordata; Mammalia; Rodentia; Cricetidae
Product: odorant-binding protein 2a-like
Exons: 5
Coding region: 1-972 (323 amino acids)
Molecular function (GO): small molecule binding
Source: RefSeq, a predicted model, not a curated record